AUGGCGGCCACCGUCGACGUGGAUGCCCUCCCGGAGUACGAAAAGAGUCAAAUUAAGCGGGCACUGGAACUGGGCACCGUGAUGACCGUCUACAGUGCCCGCCGUUCCACGCCCGAGAGGAGGACGGUCCAGGUGAUCAUGGAGACGCGGCAGGUGGCCUGGAGCAAGACGGCGGAUAAGAUCGAGGGCUUCUUGGACAUCAUGGAGAUCAAGGAGGUCCGGCCUGGGAAGAACUCCAAGGACUUCGAGCGUGCCAAGGCAGUGCGGCAGAAGGAGGACUGCUGCUUCACCGUCCUCUAUGGCUCUAAUUUUGUGCUCAGCACCCUCAGUCUGGCUGCCGACACCAAGGAUGAUGCUGCCAAAUGGCUCUCAGGACUGAAGAUCCUGCUGCAGGAGGCGAUGGCUGCAUCCACCCCUACUAUCAUUGAGAGUUGGCUGAGAAAACAGUUAUAUUCUGUGGAUCAAACCAGAAGAAACAGCAUCAGCCUUCGGGAGAUGAAGACCAUCUUGCCUCUGGUCAACUACAAAGUGAACAGUGUCAAGAACCUUAAGGACAAGUUCAUGGAAAUAGGUGCCCUCAGGGACGAGCUCUGCUUCGAGCAGCUCCACCUCUUCUACAAGAAGCUCAUGUUCGAGCAGCAGAAGUCGAUCCUGGAUGAAUUCAAAAAAGACUCCUCUGUGUUCAUCUUGGGAAACACUGACCGGCCAGACGCAUCCGCCGUGCAUCUUCACGACUUCCAGCGCUUCCUGAUCCACGAGCAGCAGGAACACUGGGCUCAGGAUCUGAACAAGGUCCGGGAACGCAUGACCAAAUUUAUCGAUGACACCAUGAGGGAGACAGCUGAGCCCUUCCUAUUCGUCGAUGAGUUCCUCACCUACUUGUUCUCACGGGAGAACAGCAUCUGGGAUGAGAAGUACAACGUGGUGGACAUGCAGAACAUGAACAACCCCCUGUCUCACUACUGGAUCUCCUCAUCACACAACACGUACCUCACAGGGGACCAGCUGCGGAGUGAGUCAUCUACAGAGGCUUAUGUCCGCUGUCUGCGCCUUGGCUGCCGCUGCAUCGAGCUGGACUGCUGGGAUGGCCCUGACGGGAAGCCCAUCAUCUACCACGGCUGGACACGCACCACCAAGAUCAAGUUUGAUGAUGUGGUGCAAGCCAUCAAGGAACAUGCAUUCGUCACCUCCAGCUUCCCCGUGAUCCUGUCCAUUGAGGAGCACUGCAGCCUGGAGCAACAGAGGCACAUGGCUCGGGUGUUCAGGGAGGUGCUGGGUGACAUGCUGCUCACCAAGCCAACGGAGGCCAGUGCCGACCAGCUGCCCUCACCCCGCCAGCUGCGGGAGAAGAUCAUCAUCAAGCAUAAGAAGCUGGGCCCCCGGGGUGACGUGGACGUCAACAUGGAAGACAAAAAAGAGGAGCACAAGCAGCAGGGCGAGCUGUCCAUGUGGGACCCCAUCGACCAGAAAUGGACCCGGCACUAUUGCGCUAUCGCCGAUGCCAAACUGUCCUUCAGUGAUGACCUGGAGCAGGCAGCUGAAGAGGAACCUGGCCAGGACACGCCCCCCACAGAAUUGCACUUUGGGGAGAAGUGGUUUCACAAGAAGGUGGAGAAGCGGACGAGUGCAGAGAAGCUGCUGCAAGAGUACUGCGCUGAGGCUGGGGGCAAGGAUGGCACCUUCCUGGUCCGCGAGAGCGAGACUUUCCCCAAUGACUACACCCUGUCCUUCUGGCGGUCGGGCCGCGUCCAGCACUGCCGCAUCCGCUCCACCAUGGACGGUGGGAUCAUGAAGUACUACCUGACCGACAACCUCACUUUCACCAGCAUCUACGCCCUCAUCCAGCACUACCGCGAGGCCCACCUGCGCUGCGCCGAGUUCGAGCUGCGGCUCACUGACCCCGUGCCCAAUCCCAACCCCCACGAGUCCAAGCCGUGGUACUACGACGGGCUGAGCCGUGGGGAAGCGGAGGACAUGCUGAUGCGUGUUCCUCGGGAUGGCGCCUUCCUCAUCCGGAAACGGGAAGGCACCAACUCCUACGCCAUCACCUUCAGGGCUAAGGGCAAGGUGAAGCACUGCCGCAUCAACCGGGAUGGCCGCCACUUUGUGCUUGGCACCUCAGCCUACUUCGAGAGCCUGGUGGAGCUAGUGAGCUACUACGAGAAGCACGCGCUGUAUCGCAAGAUGAAGCUGCGCUACCCCGUCACCCCCGAGUUGCUGGAGCGCUACAACAUGGAAAGAGACAUCAACUCCCUUUAUGAUGUCAGUAGAAUGUAUGUGGACCCCAGCGAGAUCAACCCAUCCAUGCCCCAGAGGACCGUGAAAGCACUCUACGACUACAAAGCCAAGCGAAGCGAUGAGCUGAGCUUCUGUCGUGGGGCCCUGAUCCACAACGUCUCCAAGGAGCCUGGGGGCUGGUGGAAAGGAGACUAUGGUGCCCGUAUUCAGCAGUACUUCCCCUCUAACUACGUCGAGGACAUUUCAACGGCCGAUGUGGAGGAGAUGGAGAAGCAGAUCAUCGAAGACAACCCACUAGGGUGUCUCUGCAAGGGGAUCCUGGACCUCAACAGCUAUAACGUAGUGAAAGCCCCCCAGGGCAGGAACCAGAAGCAGUUCGUCUUCAUUCUGGAACCUAAGAAGCAGGGGGACCCUCCGGUGGAGUUCGCUGCGGACCGUGUGGAGGAACUGUUCGAGUGGUUCCAGAGCAUCCGUGAGAUCACCUGGAAGAUGGAUGCCAAGGAAAAUAGCAUGAAGUACUGGGAGAAGAACCAGUCCAUCGCCAUUGAGCUGUCAGACCUGGUAGUCUACUGCAGACCCACGAGCAAGACCAAGGACAACCUCGAGAACCCCGACUUCCGAGAGAUCCGCUCCUUCGUGGAGACCAAGGCGGACAGCGUGACCCGGCAGAAGCCCGUGGAGCUGCUCAAGUACAACCAGAGGGGCCUGACACGAGUCUACCCCAAGGGCCAGCGUGUCGACUCCUCCAACUACGACCCUUUCCGCCUCUGGCUCUGUGGCGCGCAGAUGGUGGCACUCAACUUUCAGACGGCAGAUAAGUACAUGCAGAUGAACCACGCCUUGUUUUCCCUCAAUGGGCGAACGGGCUAUGUGCUGCAGCCUGAGAGCAUGCGUGCAGAGAAGUACGAGCCCAUGGUGUCUGAGAGCCAGAGGAAGAUACAGAUGACACUCACAGUCAAGGUCCUGGGGGCUCGGCAUCUCCCCAAACUUGGUCGGAGCAUCGCCUGCCCCUUUGUGGAGGUGGAGAUCUGUGGGGCUGAGUAUGACAACAACAAGUUCAAGACGACGGUCGUGAAUGACAAUGGCCUUAGUCCUGUGUGGGCCCCGGCUCAGGAGAAAGUGACCUUUGAGAUCUACGACCCCAACCUGGCUUUCCUGCGCUUUGUGGUAUAUGAGGAGGACAUGUUCAGUGACCCCAACUUCCUGGCACAUGCUACCUACCCCAUCAAGGGCAUCAAGUCAGGGUUUCGGGCCGUGCCACUGAAGAAUGGCUACAGCGAGGACAUCGAACUGGCCUCUCUGCUGGUGUUCUGUGAGAUGCGGCCCGUGCUGGAAAGCGAGGAGGAGCUGUAUGCAUCUUGCCGGCAGCUGCGGAGGCGCCAGGAGGAGCUCAACAACCAGCUGUUCCUAUACGACUCGCAGCAGAACCUGCGUGGGGCCAGCCGCGAUGCCCUGGUGCGGGAGUUCACGGUGACUGAGAGCCAGCUGCAGCAGUGCCAGGAGAAAUGCAAUCGCAGGUUACGGGAGAAGAGAAUCAGCAACAGCAAGUUUUACUCCUAG
Suncus etruscus (white-toothed pygmy shrew) is the source of this 3798-nucleotide messenger RNA. It is a transcript of the gene PLCG2, whose product is annotated as phospholipase C gamma 2. Gene Ontology annotation, molecular function: protein binding; phosphatidylinositol-4,5-bisphosphate phospholipase C activity. The record is from RefSeq and is a predicted model, not a curated record. The coding region runs from base 1 to 3798 and encodes 1265 amino acids. Gene Ontology annotation, biological process: positive regulation of epithelial cell migration; phospholipid catabolic process; phosphatidylinositol-mediated signaling. NCBI's taxonomy places the organism in Eukaryota, Metazoa, Chordata, Mammalia, Eulipotyphla, Soricidae. The transcript has 32 exons.